Messenger RNA from Penicillium argentinense, 1449 nucleotides. RefSeq lists its product as uncharacterized. The coding region runs from base 1 to 1449 and encodes 482 amino acids. NCBI's taxonomy places the organism in Eukaryota, Fungi, Ascomycota, Eurotiomycetes, Eurotiales, Aspergillaceae. The transcript has 3 exons. The record is from RefSeq and is a predicted model, not a curated record. Gene Ontology annotation, molecular function: protein binding.
AUGGACCUUGCUACCUCCGCUCGUUCCAUUGCGAUCUCUCUGUCGGGUUCGAUCUCGAUCUUCGAGAAGGCCUCGGUUCGCCAUGGGGGAGUGGGGUUGGAUCGAUCAUUUCCAGUUCGUGUAAUCCAACUACUCUUGCAAAGCAGCGGCCUAUCAGCAAAUAAUACCAUUAGAGAGCUUGAGAGCAAUCCAGAUACUCUGGCCCUUGCGAACCGUCUAGAUGGACUACCAUUGGCCAUUGUCAUCGCCGGGGCCUUAAUGCGUGAAACUGGAACCAGCAUUACUGAGUACUACAGUAUUACCAAGAAUCUUGGUCCGACCUACAGCUACAAUCGAAUCCUGGACAAGAGGGACCCGAACGCAGAGAGCUUCUACAGCUACUUGCUCACUGAUAAUCGAGAUAUCUGGUACGAACUAGUAAGGAGUGGUUGUCACAGCUCAAAUGUCCCUGCUUGGCUUAAAAAGACCGUUUCGAGCGAACUCACAUUCAAAAUCGGUGUAAAGACUCUUAUCGGAUUCUCUCUUCUUGAAGCUAAGGAACAAGCGGGAAGCUAUGCGAUGCACCCAGUGGUACAAGACUGGUGUAUCCACCUUGCCAAAACAGACAAAAAUGUGGAUUCCAUCCAGCUGGAUGGACUGGCACUGAUAUCUGUUGGAUACAUUGUCCCUAGUUCAAAGGAGAGGAAUUAUUCCGCCCUUCAGCAACGACUUCUUCCACACGCGAAUUAUGUACGUCAUAGGAGUUGGUCAGGCGACAAUAUUGCGAUAUCGGGAGCAUUUCUUGGUUUAGGGGAUCUCUACUCCGAUCAGGGCGAGCUAAAAGAGGCAGGGAAGAUGUACUGGCGAGCAUUGGCGGGUAGGGAGGCGGCCCUAGGUCCAGAUAAUGCUGCCACGCUUGACACAGUCCACGGCCUAGGGUAUCUCUACAGAUACCAGGGAAAGCUGAAGGAGGCUGAGGAGAUGUACCAGCGAGCACUGGCAGGCUACGAAAGGGCCCUGGGCCCAGAUCAUCCAUCCACCCUCAACACAGCUAACAACCUUGGUCUUUUCUACUCCGAUCAGGGGAAGCUUAAGGAGGCAAAGGAGAUGUGCCAGCGAGCGCUAGAAGGCACAGAGAAGACCCUAGGCCCAGAUCAUACUGCUACUCUCCGCACAGUCCACGGCCUUGGCUUAGUCUGCUCUGAUCAAGUGAGGUUUAAGGAAGCAGAGGAGAUGUAUCAGCGAGCACUAGCGGGUUAUGAAAAGGCCCUAGGCCCAGAUCAUACAUCCACUCUUGACGCAGCCCACGGCCUUGGCCUAGUCUACUCUGAUCAAGGGAAGUUUAAGGAGGCUGAAGAAAUGUACCAGCGAGUACUGACAGGCAAAGAGCAGGCCCUGGAUCCAGGUUAUAACAGGACCCGGCGACUUGCAGAAAGGUUAAAUGCCUUGAAAAUCGCAAAUGGAAAGUAG